Molecule: messenger RNA, 2155 nt
Organism: Klebsormidium nitens
Lineage: Eukaryota; Viridiplantae; Streptophyta; Klebsormidiophyceae; Klebsormidiales; Klebsormidiaceae
Source: the annotation of a GenBank genome assembly
CUGCCCAUGGAAGAAUCUUCUGUUUUAUCCUCCUGAUCGAGUGGAACUGUGAAGUUGCAGUGUGAACACACAUUGCUUGGAAAAUGAAGUUGAAGUGCAAACCUUGUCAACAUACCUCCUCCAUACCUCAGAGGUCCAACUUUCACAGCACCGCACAUCACACCAGCGUUGGGGAGCAUUGGUUGCAGCAGCAGUCUUAAAAGGGCGGUUGGCCUAUUCUCGCGUCGUUCCAUGCAAGGCUUCUACACGGUUGAGUUGAGUUAGCAGCCUGAUUAGCAGUCUUUGCCCUCAUGUCUCCAUGCAACUUCUGAGAGGGCAAUCGGGAGGCAUUCUAUGACAGUACUCUGCAAAGCUGCAGACUGACAUGAUCUGUCGUCUCACAGCAUAAUUUCUUAGUUCUGAGAAACCAGUCCGCAACUCAAAGUGACAGGUAGUGGUAAAAUUUGGAUUUAGCAGUAAAAUCCAGAGGCACUGUCAUUUGCCAAAAGGGGUAGUCACAAUGGGGCCAUCAGCAGAGACGCAGCCGCCCUUUGGGGCGGAGAAGGAGGGCGAGUUAAGCCAUGACAUCCGUAGGAAGGGCGACCACAAGUACUCAACCAAGGCGCGCAAGCUCAUGAGCGCCGAUGUCAACAGGAUUGAGUCCUUCCUAGACAUGGCAAUGUUGGAUAGCUCCAUGAAGGGGGGGCACUCCAUAGAGGCGGAACACCACCCCUGGGAGAUUGAUCUAGAUGACUUGGUCUGCAACACUGUGAUUGCGAGCGGGACAUAUGGGACGGUGUAUAAGGGCGUGUAUAAGGGGCGGGAGGUUGCAAUCAAGGUUCUAGACUGGGGGGACAACACCACGUCGCGGCAGCAGGUGGCGCAGCUGCGCAAGGCGUUUGCGCAGGAGGUUGAGGUGUGGAAGGAUUUGCACCAUGUCAACAUUGUACAGUUCCUGGGCGCCUCGCUGGGCGCGUCUGAGCAUGCCAUCCCAAAGCUAGCGUCCGCAGUCCCGGGCAACAUUAAGUUCAGCUCCAAUGUUUGCUGCGUCGUGGUUGAGUAUGUCGGAGGGGGAACAGUCAAGGACUGCUUGAUCAAGAAGAACCAGAAGCGGCUGCCGUACAAAAAGUUCCUCAGCAUGGCGAUUGGGGUCGCAAAAGGCAUGGAGUAUCUGCACAGUAAGGACACACUGCAUCGGGACCUCAAAACGGAGAACCUGCUACUGGACGCCAAGAGCAACGUCAAGAUCACCGACUUUGGCGUCGCGCGGCUCCAGGGUCCGCCCUCCGAGAUGACUGGAAUGUGCGGCUCGGUUGGCUGGAUGGCGCCAGAGGUGAUGGAGAGCAAGCCGUACGACAAGAAGGCUGACGUGUACUCCUUUGGCAUUUGCCUUUGGGAGAUGUUCUACUGCGACUGCCCCAUCCCCGCCAUGAACUUUCAGCAGCUCACGUACGCCAUCACCAAGCAGCAACUUCGGCCGGACAUCACGUCAGCAUGCCCCUCCGCGCUCGCCGACCUGAUGCGCAGCUGCUGGGACGUGGACCCCAAGAAGCGGCCCAUCUUCUCGGAGAUCGUUUUGCAGCUGGAGGAGAUGCAGCGUAGCGGGGAGAAGCCGGUCAAGAAGGAGUUUGACGAGGCGACGACGACCUGCGGAUGCUUCGGGCCGAAACGAAAAUAGUCGCCAUUGACGCAGAGGUCAAGUCGCGGGUCGUUAUGGGCGGUAAUGCGCGGUAACAGGGAGGUAAAAGUGGGGCGGAUUCGGGGGCGACCGCGGCGGGGGCACUGAUUUUGUGUGAAGCGUGGCAUAUGUGAGCCACUCAUCAAUGCCUUCUGAGUCCUAGCGGCUGCAGUACCGUGAAAGAGACAGGUCAGACCUUCCUAUAGGUAGCAUUGGAUGCCCAACGAUAGGGUUCCGUGGUGGCAUCGGACGUGCACGCAAGUUCCCUUUGUGUUGAUAGUGGCAGAUCGAUCAGAUCACAUGACGCUAUAUUCGAGAAUGCUUACGACUUUCUGUACAGAAGUAUGUGUAUGAAAUAGACGGUUAUAUAAGGUUGGUGGUGAGGCACGGCGCAUAGUGAAAACUAGAGAAUCUGAUGCACUAAAUAAGUCCUUCCAUUGCUUGUCACUGACAUGCAACGAUGAUCAGGCUGCACAUGUGCUGCAAGAUUGCCGACGU